ACUAACUUGCACAAGAAAAAAAAACACACAGGCAGCUCCACCAUACUAGGUAAUGAGCUCUAGCGAGAAGCAGCGUCUGAUGUUUUAUGUGCCCUACUUUGGAUAUUCCUGCAUUGAAUGUCUGAGGAGCUCCGGCCGACCCUGAGCCAUGUCGCAGAUGUUGCACAUAGAGAUUCCCAACUUUGGGAACACCGUUCUGGGCUGCCUGAACGAGCAGCGCCUGCUGGGGCUCUACUGCGAUGUCUCCAUCGUGGUGAAGGGCCAAGCCUUCAAGGCUCACCGGGCGGUGCUGGCCGCCAGCAGCCUCUACUUCCGAGACUUGUUCAGUGGGAACAGCAAAAACGCCUUCGAGCUGCCGGGCACUGUCCCCCCGGCCUGCUUCCAGCAGAUCCUCUCCUUCUGCUACACCGGCAAGCUGACCAUGGCCGCGAGCGAGCAGCUGGUGGUGAUGUACACGGCGGGCUUCCUGCAGAUCCAGCACAUCGUGGAGAAAGGCACGGACUUGAUGUUCAAGGUCAGCUCCCCGCACUGUGACUCUCAGACCACCAUGAUCGAAGACCCCAGCUCGGAGCCGCAGAGCCCCUGCAACCAGCUGCAGUCGGCCUCGGCGCCCUACGUCAUGUCCCCCUCCAUGCCCAUCCCGCUCCUACCACAACGAGGAGGACGAGGAGGACGACGAGGCCUACGACACCAUGGUGGAGGAGCAGUACGGGCAGAUGUACAUCAAGUCCUCGGGAGGUUACUCUGUGGCCCAGGAGAAGGCAGAGCAGAUCCCCCUGGAGAACCGCUCGUGCGUGCUGAUCCGGCGGGACCUGGUGGCGCUCCCUGCCAGCCUCAUCAGCCAGAUCGGGUACCGCUGCCACCCCAAGCUCUACUCCGAGGGGGACCCUGGAGAGAAACUCGAGCUCGUUGCAGGCUCAGGUGUUUACAUCACCCGGGGGCAGCUGAUGAAUUGCCAUUUAUGUGCUGGUGUCAAACACAAGGUCCUGCUCAGACGUCUCCUGGCCACCUUCUUCGAUCGGAACACUCUUGCCAACAGCUGUGGAACUGGAAUCAGGUCCUCCACGAGCGAUCCCAGCAGGAAGCCCUUGGACAGCAGGGUCCUCAAUGCAGUCAAAUGUCAGAAACCCAAAGCACCCCCCAACCCUUCGAGCAGGGCUCGGGCUCCUCCAGCCGGCCCGAGACCCCCGUGAGGAGACAGGAUGGUACUUAUGGAGGGACUUUAUAGAGAGAGCAAACAUUUCAUCACCUAUAAGGGAUCUGUAAUACUAAAGCUGCUUGCAUGCAUUACUAAUACGAAACAAAAAAAAAAAAUGUGAUCAAGCCACUUACCUACUGAACUGCUACUGUUGCCUGAAAAAAAUGUGAUUUUUAUUCUGCUUGUAUUUAAAAUUUAUGAAGGAAAUAAUCGCAUUCGUUAUACUGUAAACGACUAGGUCUGUGGCGACCUACUUAAAAAAAUAUUGGGCUCCUUUUUUGAUAUUCCUGAGGUUAGUCUAUAAGAUUGUAGCUUUUUCUUUUUUUUUUCCUUUCCUUUCCUUUGUUUUUUUGGUUUUUUUUUUGUUUUUUUUCUUUUUUUGUUUGUUUGUUUUAAGAAGGGGAGGAGAAAAGCUAGCCACCCCCCACCCACCACCACCCCGUCAUCACCCCAUCCAUCACUCAGCUCAGAAGUAAAGCCAUCGUUAACCUUGUCCUCGAAGGAGAGUUUUGUCACUGACCAGGAAAGCGAGGCGUGUUCGGGUGCAGGUGCUGUGACUGGCCGCGUUUGUCUCGGGAAGGGCUCGAGCCAAGUGGGACGGGCUGGGGGGAAUCGUGGCAGUGAAAUGGUGGCCAGGCCCCUCUGGAGGCAGGAGGGGAGCCCUGGCCGUGGGUGCUGCUGUCCCAGGGAGGCUCCUCAGCCCCCUGGAGCAGGGACGGUGCUGUGGGAGUUCAGGCUGGCGCGUGUCGGGAGGACUGUGUGGGAUGCAGGUGGAGAGCCUGGCUGCCGUUGUGGUUGUGGUCUGGUUUUUGCCCAACGUGGCUGGGUUUGGGUUUGGGUUUGGUUUCUCUCUCCCUCCUCCCUUCCUCCCUCCCAGCCUCUCCUUUUCCUUUGCUUCUCCGUGUUGGCACCUUCACGUCCCCACUUCUGGGGGACAGGAUCUGUCACCCCUCUGCACCCCAGGUCCUGGGGCACCCACUGGGAGGGGAGGAGCCCCCCCUGAGCCUGUGAAGGGAUUUGGGGAGGGAUCUGAGCAUGGAGAGCACGUUGUUCUUGCUCCAAAGGGCACGGAGUCUCUUGGUGCUGGCUCCUGGCAGCAUUUGCACCGGAGGCAGAGCUCAGUGCGUGCAGAGCUCACCCUCUGCCCCUCCCUCCUCCCCUGGCCAACCAUGCUCUCACUAUUUAAUAAUUUGGAAUGUAUUGGAUGCAAAAAUUAAAAGACAAAAUGAACUUUGAGCCCUUCUGUGAAGAGGUUUUGGGGAGGAGGAAGCUCUUUGCCUCCUGCUCACCCUCCCAUGCCCCUUCUGGGGAAAACCCGAUGUGGAGUUAUUUGUCUUUAUUUUUCUUGUUGCAGGCUGAUGUCCCCAGGCUGUGGUGGCUUUGGUGGCCUCGGGAUGGGACUUGUGGGUGUCCCUGGAGCCUGAUGGGCAGCAGGUACCUGCUCUGUCCCUCCCCUUUCCAAACCCCAGAGUGAGCAGGGUCUGUCCAAGGGGACCCUGCAGCUUCCCCCAAGUGCUGGGGGUCCCACGGGGAUGGGGACAGGGACAUUACAGCCAAGUUUGGCUUUUUCCUUGUUUUUUCCUUUCCUUUUUUAAUGAUGAUUAUUUUUACUGUGAUUUAACGACCUGCUUUAAUGACACUUGCAGCUUGUUCUCUAACACGUUGGGGACGAGGAACAAGGUGCACAAAGAGUCACUUUUAGGCUGCUGUGGCUGUGCUCCUCUUUUCUUUCCUGCUUUGAUUCCCUAAUCCAGACAGCGCUUUGCUCAGGGUUUUCUUCCUUCUUUGUAUUUCCAUUGGGAAAGGGGGAGUGGGGAGAGGAUAACCCAACUUUUGGCCAUUUGUUUUGUUUUCUUUGAUACUUGAAGCAGUUUUUUUGCAUCGUAAUUAACGAGGCUGCCCAGCCUGUGCCACUGCUCCUGACACAACCAGUGUUGGGGGGUCCUGCCCCAACGCUGGGUUUUGGCACAGCUUUUUGGGGGGGACUGUGACGCCCCAGAGCAGGUUUUGGGGGCUGGUGCAGGUGCAGAGGUGUGGGAUGCUUUGGAGAAGUGGGAAUGGGCACGGCUCUAUUUGCACUUUACCCAUGUCACUGAACAAGCCCGGGGACCACGGGCUGAGCUCGGGGCGUUUGUCCCCAGCCAUCCCUGGGGAUGCAGCAAUUCCUUGGCCCCGGGGACAGCUGCUGGAGGGCAGCUCAGCCAGCUUGGUGGGGCUCAGGUUUGGCUGAGGACCCUCCUGAUCCCCAAAUCUUUGGGUUUGCCAAAAGCUUGAGGCGAGCUGGGAGCGGCUCCGGGUGCCGGAGAUCAAAAGUCGUCCCUUGUGUGUGUGUCUGUGUGCAUAUAUAUAAAUAUAAAUAUAGAGAGAAAAGAUAUUGCAGAGGAUUCCUCCUCCUCCUCCUCCUUUUUUGGCACUCGCUGGGGGUGGGGAGCAGGCUGAGCCCCCCAGCUGGGGGCUGCACUUGGCUGGAGGGAUUAAUUCUGGACCAAACCUGUUCCCACACAGCCAGGGGGGCCACCGGGGGGGCAGCAGCAAAGUACUUGAAUGGCUUAGGACAGAGAGUCUGGAGAGAGUCAAGUUGCACAGUGAAAAUAUAUAUUUUUAUACCUAGCACAACUUCCUGUAUAUUUUGGGGUUUUUUCCUUUCUUUUUUUUUUUUUCUUUCAUUUCCUUUUUUUUUUUUUCCUGAUUUGGGUUUGUUUUAUUAAUUAUUAUUAUUAUUAUUAUUAGGAAGGCAAACUUCUAAAAUGUGAAGGGCGUUGGGUUUUUCCUUAUCUGGUAGAUGAGGGCAAGCAUUUUGCACUAAUGUUUCCUGUGUGUGGAGGAUUAAUGGUAUGUUUGAAAAUGUUAUAUGGUAAUGAUUGUAUUCUUCCGAGAAGAAAAACAACAGAAAAAAAAAGCAAAAAAAAAAAUAACCCCUUAAAACUGAAUGUAAGGUGAGAACAGAGCAGUCCAUCGAUUGUAUGCGGCUUUCCUGAGUGCCUUAGAAUUUUUUGAUCAUUUUUUUUCCAAGGAAAACAGAUUAAGAAGAUCAGAUCAUAACCGACUCCUUCCUCCUCUUUGUUUACGACACUAUUUUAAAUUCUAGAAUUUUGGGGCUGCUUUAUAAUGUGAAUAGGAAACUGCAUUCAUCUAGGUCUGACA
Molecule: messenger RNA, 4342 nt
Organism: Zonotrichia albicollis (white-throated sparrow)
Lineage: Eukaryota; Metazoa; Chordata; Aves; Passeriformes; Passerellidae
Source: RefSeq, a predicted model, not a curated record